Molecule: messenger RNA, 585 nt
Organism: Eutrema salsugineum
Lineage: Eukaryota; Viridiplantae; Streptophyta; Magnoliopsida; Brassicales; Brassicaceae
Exons: 1
Coding region: 1-585 (194 amino acids)
Source: RefSeq, a predicted model, not a curated record
AUGGGAGACGUAACUCAAGCAACGCAACAGACAAAGGAGCUCGGAGCUCCGUCAAUUAAAUGUCCAAUGCUAUCGACCACAAAUUACACUGUGUGGGCGAUGAGGAUGAAGAUCUUACUUCGUGUAAGCGAAGUAUGGGAUACGAUCGAGCCAGGGAUUGACGAUCCAAAGAGGAAUGAUGUGGCGACAGCCCUGCUCUUCCAAUCUAUCCAUGAGUCACUUAUUCUGCAAGUCGGAGAGCAAGAUUCCGCAAAGAAGCUGUGGGAUGCAAUCAAAGCGCGUCAUCAGGGAGCAGACCGUGUGAAAGAAGCUAGAUUGCAAACCCUUGUAGCAGAGUUAGACCGAUUAAAGAUGAGUGACUCAGACACGGUUGAUGAGUUUGCAGGCAAGAUAUCAGGGAUUGCAGCUCAAUCAGCCUCGUUAGAAGAAACAAUCGAGGAGACUAAGUUGGUUAAGAAGUUCUUAACAAGUCUUCCUCCACACAAAUACAUUCACAUCGUAGCUUCCCUGGAGCAAGUUCUAGACCUCAAAACAACGGGCUUUGAGGACAUAGUCGGACGCAUAAGGCAUACGAAGAUCGAGUAG